Messenger RNA from Suillus subaureus, 1245 nucleotides. RefSeq lists its product as uncharacterized. The transcript is spliced from 3 exons. The record is from RefSeq and is a predicted model, not a curated record. Bases 1 to 1245 code for a protein of 414 amino acids. Lineage: Eukaryota; Fungi; Basidiomycota; Agaricomycetes; Boletales; Suillaceae.
AUGUCCUCAUCCCCGUCGUCACACAAUGAGGUUCAGCUCUCAAAAGAUUUCCUCCGCACCCUCCUCGCUGAACUCUCUGUACUCGUCUUUCAAGAGUUCAGUUGCCAAAUCCGCCUAUUCAUCCAUGGUGGCGCAGUGAUGAUCCUACACCCAAACCUCUCCACAUCCAGUCGUCGACGAACUACCAGAGAUAUUGACUAUAUACGGCGUGCAUUCGGGCAUGAGUGGCGGAAGCGAGGGGUCUAUGACGCUGAAGAGCGCUUACAGCGUUGCAUCAACGCUGUUGCCGCCAAGUUUUACAUUGGCACCGACUGGAUGAAUGCAGACCCUGAUGUAGCCCUCCCAUUUGCCCACAACUCACAAGGGCAGUUAUACGACCCCAUCUACCACGACUCCAAGCAGGCGAACAACAUUGAUAUGAACACCGUCUAUCAAUCGCAAGGUCUCGUUGUCAUUAGCGUCACCAUGUUUUGGGGUGUUGCUCUCAAGCUCGUACGCUACAAGAAAGAUGACCCCACUGACAUUGUAGCCAUGUUGCGCCACGGCACGAGACUCAACGGUGUCCAAUGGACACCCCACAUCAUGGAGACGUGGAUCAAGACCCUGUGCUGGCCCAUGGGCUACAAUACCUACAAACCCGAGCAAGCGCAGGAACUACGAAACCGUAUCCACGAUGCAGUGCACCAUCUGCAAACAUUACCUCAAGAAUCUCCAGAGGAGUCAUCCCACAUGGCGCCUAUCCCAUCAACCAUGCGGUCGCCUCCUGUACCAUCAACCACGCGCUCUCCUACCGUACUCUCCUCGUUGCAUACGAUGUCGAGCAGCUUAGCCCCACAUUCGUUCUCACAACCGCCGUCGGCGUCCUCACUGCAUUCUCUUUACAUGUUGUCCCACCACAGCGUGUCACCUCCCGCAUUCAUGGGGGAGCGCACGCGCCGGUCAUCGACGAACUCUGCCCGACAUCAGACCUUUUCACCUCCCGUGCCAUUGACAUUCACCUCGUCACAAUCAUUGCAUGCUGUCUCUCACCCCCUCUCGCAUGCUCACCGCCUCGCACUCUCACCCACCCUCGCAUUCUCACCCGCCCUCGCAUUCUCACCCACCCUCGCAUUCUCACUCGACCUCUCAUCCUCACCCGUCCUUGCAAUCGCAAAACUCUUUCCGCAUGCCAGAGCCCUGGGUAACGCCUUUACCAUUGCCCUUUCAGGCCAUGCCAUCCACCGCCUUCUGAAUGGACCAGCAUAA